Molecule: messenger RNA, 3927 nt
Organism: Patiria miniata (bat star)
Lineage: Eukaryota; Metazoa; Echinodermata; Asteroidea; Valvatida; Asterinidae
Gene: cwf19l2
Product: CWF19-like protein 2
Exons: 15
Coding region: 1-2865 (954 amino acids)
Biological process (GO): mRNA splicing, via spliceosome
Cellular component (GO): post-mRNA release spliceosomal complex
Source: RefSeq, a predicted model, not a curated record
AUGGCAGCCCCCAUAGCUUUCGUUAGCCAAAUAGAGCGGCGUAAAGAAAGAGAAGAAAAGCGUCAAGCGCAGGCUGUUAUCCUCCAAAAGGCUAAGGAAGAGCGGGAGAGAAAAGAACGACGAAAAGAAGCCCAUAAAUUGAGAGGCGAUGACAAGUGGAUGCUGUCUUCGGUUUCUGACAGGAUCGAGGCUGAGGGUGAUAAGCUGAAGUCCAAGAAAUGCAAGAAAAUCAAGGAUAAAAAGAAGACGAAAAAGAAGAAAAAGGAAAAGAAAGCAAAGCACAAGCACAGGCAGCAGGAGAGCAACGGUGACUCUUCAUCUGAUGAGGAUGAAGAUUCUGAAGAGAUGGAGUGGGUGGAGGACAACCCUUCAACAUCUGCUCCAGCAGUACAAACUGUUAGCGCUUCAAAUGAGCAAAAGAUGCCUCAGAGAGAUGAUUGGAUGAGCAACCCCUUCACCAUGGCAACAUAUUCCCGUGACGACAUGAGGAGAGAGAAGGCGGCACUGCAGGAGAAUGCUGAGACAGAAAAGGAGAAAGAACAAAAGCUGCUCCUUGAUAAUCCUGGUCGAUCCGACAGAGAACUAAACCCCUUCUGGAAGGACGGAGGGACUGGCCUCCCAGAGGAGAAGCACAGCACCCCUGCUGCUAAAGUGGGCAUUGCCGAUGCUGGGGUUGGUUGGUUAAAGAAACAAUACCAGAGGAUUGUGGAACGAUCCGAGGAAGAGGGGAGAUCAGUGAAGGAACUUGCAUCCGAAAGAUGGGGUUCACUAGAAAAGUACUAUGAAUUGCUGGCCAAGGCUGAAGGUGCACAGGACAGACCCGGGCAUAGAGAUAGAGACAAACCCAGGCAACACAGGGACAUAGAUAGAGGGACAGACUACAGGAGGGAGAGGGGAGAAGGUAGACACAGAGAUGCACAGAGAGGUGAAGACAGAUACAGAGACAGAGAUCGUGGUAGAGACAAUGAAAGAGACUAUGACCAGAAAGGUGAUAGAUAUAGGGACAGACCAGUGGAAAGAACCCAGGGGAGAAGCAGAAGCCCUGAUAGGAGCAGUGACAGAGGCAGAGACAGAUAUGGUGAUAGGGAAUCUAAAUCAUCCUCAUCUUCUACAAGACGUGACGAUGCAAAGACAAGCAGAACAUUCAUGAGACCAAGUGAAUCUGAUGACCGUCCAAGACACAAGGAUUCAAAAGCUAGUAGCCUUGGAGCUUUAGGAGGUCUUAAGGGAAUGUUUAAGAAACCUGGGGAGGAAUCUUUGGAUAACAAGGAUGACUCAAGGAGGAGGGAUACAUAUCCUAGAGGUGAUAGGAGACGGGAGAAUGAGACGCCAGCUUGGAAGAAGAAGGCAUUUAUGAGACCAAAUGAAGAUGUUGAGAAGAAUGCUGGACCUUCUUCCUCAUCAUCUUCAAUGGGAGCAUCGUCCAAAAAAUCAUCUUCAAGUACUCCAGCUUGGAAAAAACAAACCAACACUGAGACAUCUACUGAAUCACAGAAUCCUGAGAAAAGAAGUUCAAGUGAGUCCUCAUCUUCUUCUGGGUCUGAGAGUGACAGUAGUAGUGACUCAGAGAGUGAGCGAAGCCCCUCCCCUCCCCCAAGGAUUCUCAGUGAAGCGGAGAUGAACCAACUCGGAGCUAAGAUUGUCAAAGCAGAGCUCAUGGGAAACGAGGAUCUUGCAAAGAAAUUGAAGGCACAGAUAGAAGAGUCUCGCCAAGCUAAAGCCAACCAAGCCAUGAAAGGCCCCGCCCAGCCACGCCCAUCAAGUAGUAAGGGGAAGACAGGAAGAGGAUCUUCAGAUGAUGAGGAAGUGGUACUGACCAGAGUGGAUAGAACCGGUCAGAGCUGGCCGCUACCGGAACAAUCCGGUAUCGGUCCAAGUAACAAGGGCAAGAAGAGGACAAAGAAACAGAACAUCAUCACUCAUGACAGGGAUGGACAGAGGGAGAGGUACUUUGCAGAUGAUGACCAGCAGGACCUGAGGGACAUGGUCAGAAAAGAAAGAAUGACAUCGGGUGAAGAUCAGCUUCGUCUCUUCAACAAAGUAGCCAACAAGGCCCUCAAGAAGCUUACCGACGACCACACCCUGGAUGACAUGUUUGUAUCGACUGCUGCUCAGAAGACAUCUAAUACUCAGGAGGAGGAGAGACAGAAGGCAGUGGCAAUCAGCCAGCAUCGUAAGAUGGCUGCCUCCAUGUCUAAAUGUCCAUUCUGUCUGGAUAGUCCCGAGAUGCAGAAACACCUCAUCAUUGCGCUGGGAAUCAAGGUGUACUUGUGUCUGCCAGCCGCCCAGUCUCUGACUGAAGGCCAUUGUCUUAUCGUGCCCAUGCAGCAUACAGUGGCUAGCACUGUGCUUGAUGAAGACGUGUGGAACGAAGUGCAGAUCUAUCGCAAGGGUUUGACCAAGAUGUUUGAGGAUCAAGACAGAGACGCCAUUUUCUUGGAGACGUGCAUGAACCCACAAGGUCACAGACACAUGGCGAUAGAGUGUGUUCCCCUGCCUAAGGAGAUUGGUGACAUGGCUCCGAUAUACUUCAAGAAAGCCAUCCAGGAAUCGGAGUCAGAGUGGUCCCAGAACAAGAAACUGGUUGACACUAGAAAGAAGGAUAUCCGUAAAAGCGUACCACAAGGAUUCCCAUAUUUCAGUGUGGACUUUGGGUUGGAUGGAGGCUUUGCUCAUGUUAUUGAAGACGACAAAGUGUUUCCUCACUACUUUGGAAAGGAGAUUAUUGGUGGAAUGAUAGACCUUGAACCCCAGUUAUGGAGGCGACCCCAUCGGCAGAACUUUGACGACCAACGCCGUAAGGUGUUGCAGUUUGGAGAAUGGUGGAAGCCGUUUGACUGGACACAGAGAAUUGGAAAAGACUGAGGGAAUUGUUUCAGUCAAAAAAAUCAGAAGCUUGUGAAUGUUUUUUAUCAUGUGGAUUUGUGUAGGAUGCAUUGAUUUAGGAUAUUUAUCCAGGAAUUUGUUCGACAAAAAUCCAAACAGCUUUUCUUAUAUACAUGUAUUUCUCCUUUUUUCCAUUUUGGUGGUGAAGACAGAGAUUUUAUUUUGAAAGGCAAUGCUUUUUCAGUCAUGUAAUGCUUUAUUUAAACAGAAACAAACGAAACACAGCAUUUGCAAAACACAAUUAUUUUUGUAAAGUCUUCAUCUCUGCAAAAAUAUAAUUCUUAAGUCACAAAGUUGACAAUUUUACUUCUGAAAAAAAAAAAAACUUUCUUUGAUUGUGACAUCUGUGCAGAGCAUCCUGUUAACAUGUAUUUAUUUUCCAGUGUGCUUCCACUGAACGCAACACUUACAAAACUUUCUGUUCAUCAACAAAAGAAUUUCAAAUAUUUUAAAUUAAAUAAAUCUUAACAUCUUUCAAUAAACAAACACCACGAUAAACAAACACCAAAAAGUACAAAUCUAAAUUUUAUAUCAUCCGAUUGAAGUGUUGAAUAGUUUCUGAAUUGCUGAUACUAGGAUUAGAUUUAUUUUUAAAUGUUUCCCUUUUUAUUAAUUAAAUCGUGUUAUUUUGUUGAAAUCAGUUAUAAUAAAGUACAUGUAGUCUUUAUAAGCAUUUUAAUUUUGUUGGUUUCCCCUGUUUUAUACUUUUUUAAAUACAUGUUUAUAAGGGAAUACAACAUCUUGGCUUUUUAGAAGCGGAAACAAACACAUUUCACAUUUUAAGGCAAUAUCGUAUGCAUCUGCUAAGCAGAGAACUUUUCAUAAUUUUACAGAACAUAAAUAGGUCGGCAAAUAUUUACAUUACAAAAUGUUUUUAAGCUUGUAAACAGUUGGUUUUGGUGAAGGAAAACUUUGUAAAGUGGUGUUCUUUUCUUAGCGUCACUGCGAAUGGCCCAACCUGUUCAUUACCUUGGCUCAAGCCACACAUAUUUCUUUAUGUAUAAGCACACAUAUUCUACUUGUUUUCUUUAAAGUACUCUU